Molecule: messenger RNA, 873 nt
Organism: Juglans microcarpa x Juglans regia
Lineage: Eukaryota; Viridiplantae; Streptophyta; Magnoliopsida; Fagales; Juglandaceae
Product: RING-H2 finger protein ATL74-like
Exons: 1
Coding region: 168-665 (165 amino acids)
Biological process (GO): protein ubiquitination
Molecular function (GO): transferase activity
Source: RefSeq, a predicted model, not a curated record
UAUCCAGUAAGCAUGAUCAUCCCAAUUAUUCCAUUCCUUCCACCAUUACAUAUUAACCGCCACUCCCCAUUCAGCACUCACUACUCUUAUCAUCCUCAAAUGUGUGCUUUCUCUCCGCCUUCUCCAUUUCUUCAUCUCCAAUUCUCCCACUUGUCUCUCUCUGAUCCAUGGCUGGAACUCAACCCCCCACCCUUAGUCCCACCAUGAGUACGAGCUGUGAUGAUCAUGAUAUACACCCUCAUGAACAGGGCAUGAAUUUCAACAUUAUGGUCAUUGUUGCAGCCAUUUUGUGUGCCUUUGUUUGCGCUCUUGGCCUCAACACCACGCUACAAUGCGUGUUUCAAUGCGCAAAUCGUGCCUUGACCGAGCCAGUCCAGUGGAUAGCCUCUCGGAGACUGAACUCGGGGCUGAAGAAGAAAGAAAUGGUGGCUUUGCCAACUUCGACUUACACCAAUUCAGGGUCUCCAUCUUCGGCUUCGGUUUGUGCAAUCUGCCUAGUGGAUUUCACGGACGGGGAGAAGAUAAGGGUGCUGCCAAAGUGCAGCCACCGGUUUCACGUCGCAUGCAUUGAUAAGUGGCUCCUCUCUCAAUCUUCUUGCCCUACUUGCCGCCAUCGCCUUAAAUCCAGCGACUGCAUGCCCCAUCUACAGAUUGUCACCGCCUAGUGAAUAUAUAUAAUAUAAUAUAUAUAUAUAUAUGUAUGUAUGUAUGUAUAUAUAGAUAUAGAAAUAGUUAGAUACGUAUAUCAUUCUUUCUGCCAUAGAGUUGUUAGCUAGGGAGAUCGUCUCAGCGGCCUUUGUGUAUUAGCUAGUGUGAUGUUUCUAAUUUUAUGCUAUUACAUGAAAUUAUCAGAGUCGGCCUUGUGAUUAUUUA